CAAUUCAUAUCUGUCUCAACAAUUAAAACUUUGCCUGCCGAAACGUGGUAAUAAUCACAUACCAAGAUGCAGGUACCACCGAUUUUUAUGGAAUUACCAUUGGAGGACCAGGCACAAGAACUGCGAGUGUACUUCAAAAGUUUAGGUGCUGAAAUCAGUGAAGAAAAAUCUCCUAAAGGUAUUGAGGAUGAUUUACACAAAAUCAUAGGUGUCUGUGAAGCUUGUUUUAAGGAGGGCAAUGAAAGUGAAAUAGAAACUGUUUUAAACGACAUUGUAUCUAUUAUGAUAGUAAUUCCCACAGAACGCACAGGAAAUUUAAUAUUAGCAUUUUGUGAGAAGUUAACAAAAGCGUCUGAUUGCAAAUUUGGUUUAGUAUGUUUAAAAGCAUUAUGGUUAUUAUUCCAAUCUAUUCCUGAUGAAUCUCCAAUGAGGUAUCAUGUUUAUUAUCAUAUAGUUCAAAUUGCUUGUAAUGUUGAUCAAGUAAAAGCAGUAUAUGGUGGAAUUCAGCAACUAAAGCAACAGUUUGCAUCGCUCUCACCAUCUAAUGAGCAAAUGCAGAAAUUGCUUAGAUUAUUACAUGAAGUACUCCUAAAAUGUAAACAGGGAGAACAGGCAGCUGCAGUUAUGGUAGAACUCUUGGGCACUUAUACAGCAGAAAAUGCUUCUGCGGCUAGAGAAGAUGCACAACGGUGCAUUCUAGCUGCAUUAGCUGAUCCUAACACUUUUUUGCUUGAUCCUUUGUUAGCAUUAAAACCUGUAAAAUUCUUGGAAGGAGAACUCAUUCAUGAUCUACUUCUUGUAUUUGUGAAAGACAAAUUACCUGGAUACUUACAUUUUUAUCAACAUCACAAAGAAUUUGUUGAGCAUCAACUUGGAUUAAAUCAUGACCAGAAUAUGAAGAAAAUGAGAUUAUUAACAUUUAUGCAAUUGGCUGAAACAAAUCCUGAAAUGUCUUUCGACACAAUACAAGAGGAAUUACAAAUUAAUGGAGAUGAAGUAGAAAGUUUUAUCAUCGAUGUAUUAAAAACAAAACUCGUUAGAGCUCGAAUGGAUCAAGCUGGUCGUAAAGUACUUAUUUCAAGUACUAUGCACAGAACAUUUGGUCGACCACAAUGGAUGCAACUACGUGAUUUACUUGCAGCUUGGAAAUCAAACUUAACUGCUGUGCAAGAGGGUAUGAAAUCUGUAGCUGCAGCACAAAUGGAAUUAGCUGUGAAAAAUAAAGCUGUAAUAAACCAUUAAAUGUCUUCAUAAUGUAUAUUCAAUUUAUGAGUAACUUUUACAAAGUUUAAGUAAACAUUGAAAUUUAUUAACUUUUUUUCAUUAAUUUGAAACUUCAAUUGAAUAAAUAAAUUUAUCGUGUAACUGCAGUAUUAUGACGGUAAUUAAAUGAAUCAUUUAAAAUUA
Molecule: messenger RNA, 1407 nt
Organism: Megalopta genalis
Lineage: Eukaryota; Metazoa; Arthropoda; Insecta; Hymenoptera; Halictidae
Gene: eIF3m
Product: eukaryotic translation initiation factor 3 subunit M
Biological process (GO): cytoplasmic translational initiation
Cellular component (GO): eukaryotic translation initiation factor 3 complex; cytoplasm
Molecular function (GO): translation initiation factor activity
Source: RefSeq, a predicted model, not a curated record